AUGAUGAUUGAGGAUGUGAACCAAGCACUUGGUCUUGAUCUCCCGAGGCAUGUUGAGACUAUCAAAGCGAUUAUCUACCACAUCAUUCACAAGGUGUUUUCCUUUACCAGUGAGGACUCUGAUCGUAGAGAGAAACGUGCUGAUGAAUUAGCUGAUGCACUUCGUAGAACUUUAUUUUCCAAAAGACAUCUGGUCCUUGUUGAUGAUGUGUGGGAAUCUAGUGUAUGGGAUGAUUUAAGGCCUUGCAUCCAUGAUAGAAGUAAAAUCAUUCUAACAACGCGGCAUCUUGAAAUUGCCAAUUGUGCUACAUCUAUUAGUGGUCCAGUUCAUCUUCGAAUGCUUAAUGAUGACGAAAGUUGGAAGUUACUAGAAGAUAAGAAAGAGUGUUUGGUAAAGAAAGUUGGUCAACAUAGGAAAAGGAAUUGGAGGCGCUACUAA
Messenger RNA from Solanum tuberosum (potato), 438 nucleotides. RefSeq names its product putative late blight resistance protein homolog R1B-12. NCBI's taxonomy places the organism in Eukaryota, Viridiplantae, Streptophyta, Magnoliopsida, Solanales, Solanaceae. Gene Ontology annotation, molecular function: ADP binding. The coding region runs from base 1 to 438 and encodes 145 amino acids. Gene Ontology annotation, biological process: defense response to other organism. The record is from RefSeq and is a predicted model, not a curated record. The transcript has a single exon.